Naegleria fowleri is the source of this 1677-nucleotide messenger RNA. RefSeq lists its product as uncharacterized. NCBI's taxonomy places the organism in Eukaryota, Heterolobosea, Eutetramitea, Acrasida, Naegleriidae. The transcript is spliced from 2 exons. The record is from RefSeq and is a predicted model, not a curated record. The coding region runs from base 1 to 1677 and encodes 558 amino acids.
AUGAUAGAGGAAUUUAUGAGGCUUUCUCUUGUGGGUAAAUUGGGAGUAGAUCAUCAAGACGAAGCACUCUCCUUAAUUCAAUCUCCAAGAAUUGAGCCAAAUCCUGGGGCAAUAGAAAUUCUUGCAAGAAUUGAAAACGUACAAAACUCCAAAGCUCAUAUUUGGAUGCUGGGAUUAAUUGCUGCAUUGUUAAUAUUUUUGACUUUUGAAUGGAUCAGCUAUAAAAUCAACAUGGACAAGACAAUGCAAGAGGAACGCUACUCAGUGUUGGAAAAAGAAUUAAGCUCUGCGAACGCUAAAAUAAGCGAUCUGUCCACAAAUCAAGUAGAUCAAAUAGUUCAAAUUCAAGAGUUGACAACCGAGAAAAAUAAUCUUGAAAAUGAUAAACUCACACUUCAAACGAAUUUGACGCAAUGUAAAUGUCAGAUGAGCAAGUUGUUGGACAAAAAUAAUGCUCUCAUCAUUAAGGAGCAAAUGAUGAUCAAAGAGCAUUCUACGAAGCUAAAUGAAGCAGUUGAUAAACUGAAGAAAAGCCAUCGAAAUCAACUGGAAGAAAAGAACGAAACGAUAAAGAGGCUAGAAACUAACUUAAACAAACUGAGACAAUAUCAAGAUGAAUGUGACAGGUUAAGACUCCAACUGAAGCAAGUAGAAAAGGAGCGAGAUUUUACUGCAUCUCAAUUAAAAGAGUUAACUAUUAUCAAAUCAAAAAUAGAUCAAGAAAAGCGUGAGUUACGAGAGAAAAUUAAAGAAGAAGAAAAAUUAUUGUCCAUCAACAGUAAGAUUCAACAAAAGAUUGAAGAUUUGAAUAACCUACUAGAGAUCAAAAGUAUUGAACAUGAAACUUGUUUAAAAAACCUUGAAAUGCAAUCUCAAAAGAUCACUAUACUGACUGUGGAAAUGGAGAAAAACAAAUUAGCCUUUGAGCAUCAAAUUAAUGAACUCAGUGCCACCAAAGAAACCAUCCUUGAAGAAUUGAAUCUUAGCUGCGAAAUUUCAGAGCUACAGCAAGCAUUGGACCUUUCUCAAACCCAAAUCGAGGAAAGGAAUGAUAAAAUUGCAGAACUUGAAAAAGAAGUUGAAAAAAAAGAAAGCGAGCUGGAUAGAGUUUAUGACUUGUAUAGUAAGGUAGAGCAAGAUUAUAUUGACCUCAAACACUUGCAUUCUCUCUGUAAACAGGAACAACACAAGAAUGAUCCCAACGAAAUUAAUGUAACAACAACGGAGAGUCAUUGCCAAAGCACGGCCGAGCUCAGUGAAGCUCUCACAAUGAGUCAGACUUUGAUGGAUGUGACCCCUUCAGGUUCUCUGCAUGAAAAGGAGCACUCCCCAUCAGCGUCCAACCAACAUCAGAAUAACGAAUCGCAAAGGAACUCGAAAAAGAAGAAGAAAAAGAAUCUUGCAUCCAAAACAACAAGCGUCACUUCAUCUCCACAGCAAGAUUCUCCUCCAAAACAAGAGAAAGUGGAAACCACAAAAAAUCACAGCAAUAACACGCCAACCAAUGAGUCGACACAAUCAGAACUAGUGUCGUCUGUUCAUCUCCAACCAAUUGACCCGUCCAGUAGUACCUCUUCAGAAGAGCAGCUCUUGAGAGCAAGCAACAAAAUGAAGAAAAGGAAAGUACAGCAUCACUCUGUCAAAAAACAACUCUUUGUCAAGACCACCAAACAGUAA